AUAUUAGGGAUCGCAGGUUGGUAAUAAAAAUGGACGCUUGGCGUAGAGGUGAUUUUAUACUAGUGUGAUCGAAAACCUUUUUUAGUUUUAAUUACCCAGUUAAUUACAAAAUCAGUAAAACUUCCAUUUGAAGGAUGCUUAGAAGUUCUUUUCGUGCUAUUAGACGUACUUUAAGUUUUCGAAAACGAAAGAAUAAGAAAGGUGAUUCUAAAUCAGGAUCUCAGCAAUCAUGGGAACAUGAUUCUGUUACAAUUAAGCAGCAAGGUGGUUGUAGUUUUGCUGUUAAGUAUUUAGGAUGUUUAGAGGUAUCAGAGUCUCGAGGAACACAGGUUUGUUCACAAGCAGCUCAUCAAAUGAAAAUGAGUUCUACUGGAAAAAGAAAACAAAGAGUUACACUUUGGGUAACUGAAGAUACAUUGCGUGUUACUGAUGAUGAAACUAAGUCACUCGUUGUUGACCAAGUUAUUGAAAAAGUUUCAUUCUGUACUCCUGAUCCUCAUGAUGACAAAUUAUUUUCAUACAUCUGUCGUGAUGGUACUUCAAGAAGAUGGUUAUGUCAUUCUUUCAAAGGAAUUAAAGAUUCAGGUGAACGCAUUAGUCAUGCUGUUGGAUGUGCAUUUGCUGCAUGUCUUGCCAAGAAGCAACAACAAAAUCAGCAAAAUCAAAAUUUACAGAGAAACACGUCUACUCGUAAAACAUUUGAGAAGAGAACUAAUGGUGUUGUUCUCCCUCAACAAAGCGUUGAAACACUUCAAAAACUUAAUCAAGAAGAAUACAAUGGUCGUGUAAACCAAGCUAAUCAAUCGUUAGAAAUUGAAGCUAGGCCAUCUGAACCCGUAUUAGCUGCUUCUAAAUCUUCACCUACACCUAAACAGGCCGAUCCUUCCUUUGCUCGCCCACGACCUAGUGUCACUCUUGAUACAUCUAAUUUUACUCGGCAUACAUCGUUACCAUAUAGAACAAAAAAGUCUCAAACGGGAUCUUCUACUUAUCAAGCUCUUACAGAAGAUGCUCUUCCUCCACGGUUACCUGUCUCUUCUGAUCCAUUUUCAUCAGCUUUUGCCCCGCAAAGUAACCUACUUGUAGCAGUUAAUCAGCCACAACCACUAAAUUUAACUAAAGAUGCUAACCCGUUUUCGCCACCUAAUCAAAAUUUCAGAGUUCAACAGCAGAUCAGUAAAAAUCCGUUCAAUGAAAAGUUUGUAUAAAUUUGCUAUAAAAGUAUAAAAAAAAUGAUCCUAUGAUCAGAAUAAAAAUUUCGAACACGGUUCGAAUUAUGAAUUGCAUUAUAAUGCAGUUUGCAUGGUCAAAUUUGCCUAUAUAAAUAAAUAUAAUUAAACAAGUAAAUUUAAAAUAAGAAACUUCUGUUUAAACUUUUUAUAUAAAUUUGUGUUACUAAAAAUUUUCUACUUUUAAUUAUUUUUUAAUUUUAAGUGUAUACGCACCAGGUAAAUUUUAUUAAGUUUCAUUUUUGCUGAAUGCCAAAUAUACACGUUUCGUUCGUAAUUUCAACGUUUUGUUGAAUCGGAUGCUUCAAUUGUUUUGCUUGUCAUUAAGAACUAAAAGUGGUUUUAACUAUUUGUCUUAUUAUGUAGAUUAUUGUGAUUUCACUCUUUUUUUUCUUUUUUUUAAGAAAAAAAAUUACUUACAUGAAUUUAAAUUAUAAUAUUUAUAAUAUUUUUUAUUAUUUGUUAUUAUACGUUGUAUUGACUUGAUUGACUGAUUUUUAUUUAUUAGCAAAAACUGUUUUGUACCAUUUCGUAAAACUAUUUUCUGACAAAAUUUGAGAUUUUGUCUCAAAAUCUUUAUGAUUAAAGUAUUGUAAAGUUUUUUGUACAUUUGUUUCAUAAUUUUAAUGUUCUCCAUCGCAGUGCUGCACUACCUGAUUUGUAUAAGCCUGGCAUUCUGGCACUCUAACCUGGUAUUAAAAUAUUUUUUGAUAGCGUUUAACUGUCGUCCGUCGUCAGUAUUUUUUAGAAAUUGUUUUUAUUUUACUCCCGUUUUUAGUUUCAAUUUUUUUUAAAGAAACUUGUUUUUAUUUUAUGUAACUAAAUUAUUUUUGUUUUGAGUAGAUAUUUUUUUAGUAAUAGCUGUUGUGUAAAAACGUUGUUCUGAUUAUAUAGCAUAGUUAUUAUUAAAUUUGUGAGAAUUAA
Hydra vulgaris (swiftwater hydra) is the source of this 2153-nucleotide messenger RNA. Its product is annotated as protein numb homolog. NCBI's taxonomy places the organism in Eukaryota, Metazoa, Cnidaria, Hydrozoa, Anthoathecata, Hydridae. The record is from RefSeq and is a predicted model, not a curated record. Gene Ontology annotation, cellular component: cytoplasm.